UGAUUUCUUUUUACAGUCAAUCUAACCGAAGUCUCUUUGCUGCCUUAAAAUCUUCGGAGAGGGCCCGCCUUCCAGCAUUCUUAGUGCUGGAGCACCUGGGUGGUCCAUCAUAAUGAAACGGCUGGCUUGGGUGCUCCUGGUGUGCUCCUAUGCAACGGCGUCAGCACAUAAAGAUCCCACUCUGGACCAUCACUGGAAUCUCUGGAAGAAAACCUACGGCAAACAAUACAAGGAAAAAAAUGAGGAAGUAGCACGGCGUCUUAUCUGGGAAAAGAAUCUAAAAUUAGUGAUGCUUCACAAUCUGGAACAUUCAAUGGGAAUGCAUUCAUAUGAUCUAGGCAUGAACCAUCUGGGAGACAUGACCAGUGAAGAAGUGAUAUCUUUGAUGGGUUGCCUGAGAGUCCCCAGCCAAUGGCAGAGAAAUGUCACUCACAAGUCAAACUCUAAUCAGAAAUUACCUGAUUCUGUGGACUGGAGAGAGAGGGGGUGUGUUACAGAAGUGAAAUACCAGGGCUCUUGCGGUGCUUGCUGGGCUUUCAGCGCUGUGGGGGCUCUGGAGGCACAGCUGAAGCUGAAAACAGGCAACCUGGUGUCUCUGAGUGCACAGAACCUGGUAGACUGCUCGACCGAAAAAUAUGGGAAUAAAGGCUGCCAUGGUGGCUUCAUGACAGAGGCUUUCCAGUACAUUAUUGAUAACAACGGCAUCGAUUCAGACGCUUCCUAUCCCUACAAAGCCGUGGAUGGAAAGUGCCGAUAUGACUCAAAAAAUCGAGCUGCCACAUGUUCAAAGUACACUGAACUUCCCUUUGGCAGUGAAGAGGACUUGAAAGAAGCUGUAGCCAAUAAAGGACCUGUGUCUGUUGCUAUAGAUGCGAGCCACUCCUCUUUCUUCCUCUACAGAAGUGGUGUCUACUACGAGCCAGCUUGUACUCAGACUGUGAAUCAUGGUGUAUUAGUCGUUGGCUAUGGUAAUCUUAAUGGGAAAGACUACUGGCUUGUGAAAAACAGCUGGGGCCUGAACUUUGGUGACCGAGGAUAUAUCCGAAUGGCAAGAAACAGUGGAAAUCAUUGUGGGAUUGCCAAUUAUGCCUCUUACCCAGAAAUCUAGAGGGUCUCUUCAUCUUAUAACAAGUCAAGAAAAGAAACACUUUCUCUUAAUUUUACCUGCUAUAAACAGUAGAAAUAAGAGAAUCAUGAUCAAUGUAUAUUUAAUGUACUAACAAAAUAUAUAGUUUGACUCUUCUACUUUUUUAACUUUGACUUAUGGACAAGUUUUGCCACGUAAAUCAACAAUACAUUAUAGAUAUAUCUGUAUGAGAAUGGGUAAACCUAAGGCAAUCUGUCAUUUGUUUUGUCACUGUCUUAUUUUAAAUGCUUUGUCUUUUUAAGUUCCCUGAUGUACUUUUGUAAUAUGAUGACAUAUAAAUGCUUAAUAAAUAUCUCUUUCAUCUUUGUAUCAUUACCA
Messenger RNA from Suricata suricatta (meerkat), 1465 nucleotides. RefSeq names its product cathepsin S (gene CTSS). Bases 113 to 1108 code for a protein of 331 amino acids. NCBI's taxonomy places the organism in Eukaryota, Metazoa, Chordata, Mammalia, Carnivora, Herpestidae. Gene Ontology annotation, molecular function: cysteine-type endopeptidase activity. The record is from RefSeq and is a predicted model, not a curated record. Gene Ontology annotation, biological process: immune response. The transcript has 8 exons. Gene Ontology annotation, cellular component: lysosome.